Molecule: messenger RNA, 5280 nt
Organism: Jaculus jaculus (lesser Egyptian jerboa)
Lineage: Eukaryota; Metazoa; Chordata; Mammalia; Rodentia; Dipodidae
Gene: Clcn6
Product: chloride voltage-gated channel 6
Exons: 23
Coding region: 69-2681 (870 amino acids)
Biological process (GO): transmembrane transport; chloride transport
Cellular component (GO): lysosomal membrane; intracellular membrane-bounded organelle
Molecular function (GO): voltage-gated chloride channel activity
Source: RefSeq, a predicted model, not a curated record
GGCUCCCAGGUGGGAGGGGUGGGGGGAGGCGUUGGCACCGGGGUCCGGAGUGGCAGUAAAAGAGGAAGAUGGCGGGGUGCAGGGGCUCCCUGUGCUGCUGUUGCAGGUGGUGCUGCUGCUGCGGGGAGCGUGAGAGCCGCACCCCGGAGGAGCUGACCAUCCUUGGGGAGACACAGGAAGAGGAGGAUGAGAUCCUUCCAAGGAAAGACUAUGAGAGUUUGGACUAUGAUCGCUGUAUCAAUGAGCCUUACUUGGAGGUUUUGGAGACCAUGGAUAACAAGAAAGGUCGACGGUACGAGGCCGUGAAGUGGAUGGUGGUGUUUGCCAUUGGAGUCUGCACUGGGCUGGUGGGACUCUUUGUGGACUUUUUUGUGCGACUCUUCACGCAACUCAAGUUUGGAGUGGUGCAAACAUCGGUGGAGGAAUGCAGUCAGAAAGGCUGCCUUGCCCUGUCCCUCCUCGAACUCUUGGGCUUUAACCUGACCUUUGUCUUCCUGGCAAGCCUCCUGGUCCUGAUUGAGCCAGUGGCAGCAGGUUCUGGAAUACCUGAGAUCAAAUGCUAUCUGAAUGGCGUGAAGGUGCCAGGAAUUGUUCGGCUCCGAACCUUGCUCUGCAAAGUCUUCGGGGUACUAUUUAGUGUGGCUGGAGGGCUCUUUGUGGGGAAGGAAGGUCCCAUGAUCCACAGUGGUGCUGUGGUGGGAGCUGGCCUCCCUCAGUUUCAGAGCAUCUCCUUGCGGAAGAUCCAGUUUAACUUCCCCUAUUUCCGAAGCGACAGAGACAAGCGAGACUUUGUAUCAGCAGGGGCAGCUGCUGGGGUUGCUGCAGCUUUUGGGGCUCCAAUCGGGGGUACCUUGUUCAGUCUGGAGGAGGGCUCAUCCUUCUGGAACCAAGGGCUCACGUGGAAAGUGCUUUUUUGUUCCAUGUCUGCCACCUUUACCCUCAACUUCUUCCGUUCUGGGAUUCAGUUUGGAAGUUGGGGUUCCUUCCAGCUCCCUGGAUUGCUGAACUUUGGCGAGUUCAAGUGUUCUGACUCUGAUAAAAAAUGUCAUCUCUGGACAGCUAUGGAUUUGGGUUUCUUCAUCGUGAUGGGGGUCAUUGGGGGCCUACUGGGAGCAACAUUCAACUGUCUGAACAAGAGGCUGGCAAAGUACCGUCUGCGAAAUGUACACCCCAAGCCUAAGCUCGUCAGAGUCCUGGAGAGCCUCUUGGUGUCCCUGGUAACCACUGUAGUGGUGUUUGUGGCCUCCAUGGUGUUAGGAGAAUGCCGACCAAUGUCUUCUGCGAGUCAAAUUAGUAAUGACUCAUUCCAGCUCCAGGUCACAUCAGAAGAUGUGAACUCAAGUAUCAAGUUGUUUUUUUGUCCCAAUGAUACCUACAAUGACAUGGCCACACUCUUCUUCAAUCCUCAGGAGUCUGCCAUCCUUCAGCUUUUCCAUCAAGAUGGCACCUUCAGCCCCAUCACCUUGGCCUUGUUCUUCAUCCUCUAUUUCCUGCUUGCGUGUUGGACUUAUGGCAUUUCUGUUCCCAGUGGCCUUUUUGUGCCUUCUCUGCUGUGUGGGGCUGCUUUUGGACGUUUAGUUGCCAAUGUCCUGAAGAGCUACAUUGGACUGAGCCACAUCUAUUCGGGGACCUUUGCCCUGAUUGGUGCCGCUGCUUUCUUGGGUGGCAUUGUGCGGAUGACUAUCAGUCUCACAGUCAUCCUGAUAGAGUCUACCAAUGAGAUCACUUACGGCCUUCCCAUCAUGAUCACUCUGAUGGUGGCCAAGUGGACAGGGGACUUUUUCAAUAAGGGCAUUUAUGAUAUCCAUGUGGGCCUGCGAGGUGUGCCACUUCUGGAGUGGGAGACAGAGGUGGAAAUGGACAAGCUGAGAGCCAGUGAUAUCAUGGAGCCCAACCUGACCUACGUCUACCCACACACCCGCAUUCAGUCUCUGGUCAGCAUCCUGCGUACCACUGUCCACCAUGCCUUCCCAGUGGUCACAGAAAACCGGGGCAAUGAGAAGGAGUUCAUGAAGGGCAACCAGCUCAUCAGCAACAACAUCAAGUUCAAGAAAUCCAGCAUCCUGACCCGGGCUGGAGAGCAGCGCAGACGGAGCCAAUCCAUGAAGUCCUACCCGUCCAGCGAGCUGCGCAACAUGUGUGAUGAGCACGUGGCUUCUGAGGAGCCAGCCGAGAAGGAGGACCUGCUGCAGCAGAUGCUGGAGAGGAGAUACACUCCCUACCCCAACCUAUACCCUGACCAGUCCCCAAGUGAAGAUUGGACCAUGGAGGAGCGCUUCCGCCCGCUGACCUUCCACGGCCUCAUCCUUCGCUCUCAGCUUGUUACCCUGCUUGUCCGAGGAGUUUGUUAUUCUGAAAGUCAGUCCAGUGCCAGCCAGCCACGCCUUUCCUAUGCUGAGAUGGCUGAGGACUACCCGCGGUACCCUGACAUACAUGACCUGGACCUCACCCUGCUCAACCCCCGGAUGAUCGUGGAUGUCACCCCAUAUAUGAACCCUUCGCCAUUCACCGUCUCCCCUAACACCCAUGUCUCCCAAGUUUUCAACCUGUUCAGAACCAUGGGCCUGCGCCACUUGCCUGUGGUGAAUGCAGUAGGAGAGAUCGUGGGGAUCAUUACGCGGCACAACCUGACAUAUGAGUUCCUGCAGGCCCGGCUGAGGCAGCACUACCAGACCCUCUGAUGGCCCAGCAGCCUUCUGCCACUGCCAGCCCACUCUCCCGGAGCUGUCCCUGCAAGUGGCUCACUCACUUGCCGGCCCCACAGCUGGCACAAAGGCUCUCAGUCACCCAUGCACUCAGAAAGCCUGGAGUCACAGACUGCUUGGCUGACCAGAGGCCCCGGGUGGUGUUGAACUGAAAGUUGGGGCUUUGCUAACUUCCUCAACAAGUAUCCUCUGUUUCCUGCUCCCCUGACCCCUGCCAUCCAUUAUUGAUUGGCACAGAUUCCUGAAAGAGCCAGGGCCAGAGGUAAAGUCAGGCUGGGUACCUGGGGGACACUUGGAGCAGUUUUCUGCCCCCCUGUGGCUUUCCUGGAGAGCCUGAUUAUUGCCUUAACUGUUCUGGGAGAGACUUGCGCUGAGACAGCACUGGGAAUGCCAUUUGCAAAUCAGAUCAUUUCUAAGUUUAGGAAUUGGGCACUGAAAGGAUUACCCAAGUACAGGGAGGCCUUCCUCUAGGGGUCCUGUUCUUUGCAGUGCUGGGGAGUGAAACCAUGCAGGCCCUCUCAGCAUCUCUGGUCCAUCUGCUCAAGGGAGAUGUCUGUUUUCCAGGAGCAAAUAUGUGUUCUGGAUCUCUCCCCACACUCAGAGCUCCUUAGAAUCACCACUACCCAGGAGCACAAAGUAUUGAAAUCCCACUAACAGCCUGUGGACCACAGCCUAUUGAAAGUCACAGUGACAUCUCCCUUCACUUUGAAGUUUUCCGCAAUCUUCAUGUGUGAACUAAACCUGGUCUCCCAGGAGUGCGUCUUCCCCAUUCAUUCCUGGUCCUUAACUUCCAUAACUUGCUAGACUUUCUAAGGUUUCAUUUCUGUCUUCCUGGUGGUCUCAUUCCCAAAGUUAACCAAAAGUGGGGAACCUAAUCAGAACCACUUCUGUGUGCGCCAGGGACUGGGAUGGCUCUGUCAUUUGUCAAGGAGCCGUGUGAGCCAGAGCCACUCAGGCACAUGUUACGAGAAAGCAGGUAACUCUUUGAAGGAGGCUUUUUCCCUUCACGCUCACCACUCCCUGCUGCCCACUCAAACCCUCCUCCUGAGGGCUCACAGCCUCCACAGAGACUGCCGGGCUGGGAUGUAAGGAGAUACUCUUGUCUGCAUCAUGGAAGGAACAUGUCUGCACACGUGUACACAUGCCUGCCUGAUCUUUCAUGACUUCGUUCUCUCCUGGCUGCUGGUCCCCUAAGUAGGCGCCACAGUGAACAUCCGGGCAGGGGCAUUUGCACUUCCUUUCUCCAGCCUAGUGUCCCUAUGGCAGCUGUUCUUUGGGACACAAGAUGGAGUGAGUUUAUUCACAUUCAAUGUUUUUUAAACCAUGGGACUCCAUAUGGCAUGUCUUCCUGGGUGUGGAGUACUCCUGGCUGGGCUGGGCAGGGUCUUGUGUUCAGUACGUUCUAGUGAUGGGGGCCGUCUUAGAUCUUUUCCAGCAAUUGUGGCCCAUGGCCCUGUCUAUUGUCCCUAUUAUGUUAUCUUUUUGACCAGAACAACCUUGGCUUAUACACUUUGUAGCUUUGGGAGAUGCACCUGACCUGUGAAUGAGGAGUGAUAGAUAACACCCAAUAGUGAGUUUUGAAAAUCAUAACCCUUCGAAACAGGGUCAUUUAAUGGCAGUGUUCAGAGCCUGCCAUAUUGUUUCUUCUUUUUCUCAAGAAGGAAACCAGUUGCUCAGUUCAAGAGAAAGGUGUGUCACUUGCCAUAGAAGCUGCGUCCUGCUUCCUGCCCUCACAGGUGGGCAGAGCACCUUGACUUUGAGGGCAUGGCUCCGCAGCCACCUUUGUGGUUGGUAGGGAUUUGUCCCUCCUGUGCCUGUGUUUAAGUCACCAUCAGUUUAAGUUCAGAAUAGACAUAGAGUGCAGAUGCCCCCUCCCCACCCCCACUCCAGGGAAGACCCAAGCCCAGGUGGCUCCUAGGGUACAUUUGCUUCUGCCUGUACCUGUCAUUUCCAGAAAAGCCCAAAGACAGCUUCUGUAGUCAUGACCGGUAACUGUAAACCUCCGCUCUUACCACCAAUUGCUGUUGAUUGGAAGCUACCAGCCCUGUGGUCCCCAGUGCUGUGGCACCGCAGCAGACAAUUCCAUGGAGGGCGUCUGGGCUUGGUCAGAUGGCUUCUUGUGUUUCUUCUCCAGCUUGGCAUUUUAUGGCUUACUGGAUGAGGUGAUCCAGGAGUGGGGGAAACACGCAAGUCCCCAGUGGGAAUUGUGUACUUGUACUUAAUAGUUCCAGCUGGGAUUGACAUUGACCCAGAAAGCCAUGUCACUGUCCUGAUGCAGAAGUGCACACUGACAGCCCUGAUGACACCACGACUUCCGGAGAGGCCAGCUUGGCCUGCUGGGCUGGCUGUGUUGACGUGCAGUACUGCCCUUGGCUCCUGUGGACCCUGCCCUUUCCACAGCCGCAGCUCCGUCCUUCCGUUUGCACUGUUUGUUUAUACAGUAACAUUAGCUAAUCCCACUGUGUAUAUAAAUGGUAUUUUUUUUAAUUUUCAAAUUCUAUUUUUAUUUGAACUUUGGAAGUUGGAAGUUCUCAUGGUAACCCUGACAUGUGGGAAUAAAAUGUCUGCGCCUGUC